AUGUCAGAGGAACAGAGUCAUAGCUCUUCAAGAGAUCAUCAUCGUGAUGGAAAAGAUCGAAAUCAUUCAUCAAGACAUGGAGAUGAUAGACACCAUCAUAGAUCUUCAUCUCAUCGUCAUGGAAGUUCACAUGGAAGUUCACAUAGGCGUCAUCAUGAAAGUUCACAUUCACAUAGAUCAGAUCGUCAUAGAAGCUCAAGAGAUUAUAGAGAUAAAGAAAAGGAACAUAGGUAUAGAUCACAUAGACAUAGAGAUGAUUAUAGGGAAAGAGAUGACAGGCCAAUAAAAGAUACAAAAGAUUUCAAUGAUGAAUAUGAAUUAGUUGAGCCAAAACAUACAGAUAAUGAACCUAUAACACAAACACAUUUGAAUGAAUUAAAUGCUAAAAUACUCAAGGCAAAACUAAGGAAAUCAUCAGACUUACCAGAACUUGAAUCUGAAUAUGAAAACUUGAAAACAAAAUUUUAUCAACAACAUAACAAAGGUAAAUCUAUAAAGCAACAGAAUGAUAUAUUAAACUUACAGAAAAAUUAUACAUCCAUAACUAAUCCAGAUGAUAUGACUAUUGAAGAUAUGAUACGUGAAGAGAAAACAACAACUGGCUUACGAAAAUCAGAUAUUCAAAACAUUAUAAAAGAUAAAAAAUUCUCCACAGAUUUAGAUUAUCAAGAUGAUCAAUCAGAUUCAUUAGCAAAACAUAUUCAAAAAGGUUCUAUUGAUUUGAAAAACAUUGAAACUUCACAGGCUAAAAAUCUGGCCAAGAUUUUGGAUCGUUGUCAAUUAUGUAUUGAAAAUGAUAAUUGUUGUGAUAUCUUAAGUAUGAGUGAUAAAGUUUAUUUAACUUUAACACCUAAUCCUUCAAUAACAAAAUUUUCCACAAUGAUUAUUCCAAUAAAUCAUGUUCAAAAUACCAUAAAUUGUGAUGAAGAUGAAUGGGAUGAAAUUAGAAAUUAUAUGAUUUCAUUAUCAAAAUUUUAUUAUACUAAAUUAAAUAAAUCUGUUAUAUUUUAUGAAUCUUCAAUCAAGAAACAUAAUCAUGCUGCUAUAAUUGCAGUUCCUAUUCCUUUAUCAUUAUCAUCAACAAUUGAGGGUUUUUUCAAACAAGCAAUAAUUGAAAAUUCUUCAGAAUUAGAACAGCAACAUAAAUCUAUAAUAAAUACAAAUAAAAAUUCAGAAACCAUGGGACGUGAUGCAUUCCGUUAUUCAAUUGCUAAAGAAGCACCCUUUUUCCAUGUUUGGUUUAAUUUAAAUGGUGGGAUUGGUCAUAUUGUGGAAGAUGUUUAUAAUUGGCCUCGUGGUGAUUUAUUUGCAAGAGAAGUUAUAGGUGGUGUCUUGGGUGUUGAUCCUUGGAUUAUCAAAAAGCAAGGUUAUUGGAUCAAAAAUGAUGAACGUAUAAGUGAAAUGAGUGAAAUUUUUAAAGAUUUUGAUUGGACAGAGGGAAAUUGA
Hansenula ciferrii is the source of this 1446-nucleotide messenger RNA. RefSeq names its product CWF19 family protein. Bases 1 to 1446 code for a protein of 481 amino acids. Gene Ontology annotation, biological process: mRNA splicing, via spliceosome. The record is from RefSeq and is a predicted model, not a curated record. The transcript has a single exon. Gene Ontology annotation, cellular component: post-mRNA release spliceosomal complex. Lineage: Eukaryota; Fungi; Ascomycota; Saccharomycetes; Phaffomycetales; Wickerhamomycetaceae.